AAAGAAGUCAAGUCAUGUGACGCCCUUAAAGCUUGCUGUAAUCUGCUGCGGAGAGUAUGGCUCUGACUGUUGUGUGGUUUAUUACGGCCAUUUUUAGCUUAGUCCAUUCAUCACCUUUAAUUUCAGUCAAAGAUGAAUAUGCUUUCAAGCAGUGGAUUUCAGAGCAUAACAAAGUUUAUGGCACUGAGGAAUAUCACCACAGACUCCAUGUAUUCAAGCAAAAUAAGAGGACAGUUGAGCAGCAUAAUGCUGGGAAUCACUCCUUCACAAUGGGCCUGAACCAAUUCUCAGACAUGACAUUUGAGGAAUUCAAGAAAUUCUACCUUUUCACGCAACCUUCGACCUGCUCAGUCAUUAAAGGCAGUCAUGUCAAAAGGACAGGUCCUUAUCCUGAGUUUGUAGACUGGAGGAUGAAGGGCGACUUUGUGACUCCUGUGAAGGACCAGGGUUUUUGUGGCAGCUGUUGGACCUUCUCCACCACUGGCUGUCUGGAGUCAGUGAAUGCUAUUGCUACUGGGAAACUAAUACAAUUGUCUGAGCAGCAGCUGCUGGACUGUUCCAGAAAUUUUAGCAACUAUGGAUGCUUUGGUGGGUUCCCCAGUCAGGCAUUCGAGUACAUCAAAUACAGCAAGGGUCUCAUGAGAGAGGAGGAUUAUCCCUACAAAGCCUUUGAGGAAAAAUGCCAUUUUGAGCCUUCACUUGCAGCUGCAUUUGUCCAAGAUGUUGUCAAUAUAACAAGUUAUGAUGAAAAGGCCAUGGUUGAUGCAGUGGCCCGGCUCAAUCCUAUCACCUCCUGCUUUGACGUCACAGCUGAAUUUAAGCACUACAAAGAAGGUGUUUACUCCAGCACCCAGUGUAAGAACACAACAGACAAAGUGAAUCAUGCAGUCCUGGCGGUGGGGUAUGGCACCGAGAAGAACGGCGUGCCGUAUUGGAUUGUGAAGAACUCUUGGGGCACAGCCUGGGGAAAGGAUGGAUAUUUUUUGAUCGAGCGUGGAAAAAACAUGUGUGGACUGGCUGCCUGCUCUUCUUACCCUCUACCUUAAGCAUCUAAAUAAAAGGGCAACAAAGUGGAAA
Molecule: messenger RNA, 1077 nt
Organism: Oreochromis aureus
Lineage: Eukaryota; Metazoa; Chordata; Actinopteri; Cichliformes; Cichlidae
Product: pro-cathepsin H-like
Exons: 12
Coding region: 57-1046 (329 amino acids)
Biological process (GO): immune response
Cellular component (GO): lysosome
Molecular function (GO): cysteine-type endopeptidase activity
Source: RefSeq, a predicted model, not a curated record